AUGAUGAAGAUACUCAUUCUCGGAGGCACCAGUUUCGUCGGUCGCCACGUCGCAGAGGAAGCCCUCAGGAGGGGUCACGAUGUGACGGUCUUCAACCGCGGCCUCUCGGCCGCACCCGAUGGCGCCGCGGCCAUUGUCGGCGAUCGUUUGGCCAAAGGGGGAUACGCGAACCUCGACGGCCAUUCCUUCGACGCCGUUGUCGAUACCUGGGCGACUGACCCGGCAGCCGUCGAGUCGGCCGUGGCGGCUCUCCGCGGCCGGGUCAAGCAUUACAUCUACGUCUCGACCAUAAGCGUGUACAACUUUGAAGGCGCCCCGCGGCCUUUCGCGGAGAGCACGCCGCUGUUUGACCCCGAAAAGACAGAGGUGCAGUACUUCAAGGACAAGGUGCGCGGGGAGCGCUUCGCCCUGCAGUCGGGCGUUCCGACCGCGCUGAUCCGGCCCGGCGUCAUCCUCGGGCCGUUUGAGAACAUCUGGCGGCUUCCGUGGUGGCUCACCCGCAUGGCCAGGGGGGGCAAGACGCUCGCGCCCGGGCCAAGGGACAUGCAGCUGCAGUUCAUCGACGCGAGGGACCUGGCCCGCUUCGUCGUCGUCGACGUCGCGGAGCGGAGACUCGACGGCGCCUACAACCUCGUCUCCGAGAUGGCGCACAUCUCCAUGGGCGACUUCCUCGAGACGGCCAACAGCGUUGCCGGCGGCGGAAAGGCGGAGCUGUGCUGGCUGGGCAUGGACAAGGUCAAGGAGGCCGGCAUCGGGGACUGGGUCGAGAUGCCCAUGUGGGUUGCGCGGCCCGAGGCCAAGGACCGCCCCGCGUACCAGGUGGACGUGAGCAGGGCGAUGGAGGCGGGCUUGAAGAUUCGCCCGGCGAAGGAGACGAUUGCGGAUACGUGGGAGUGGUUAAAGUCCCUGGACGACGACGGGUUGCCUGCGGGUAUCAAGGUCGGGCUGGAUCCGGACAAGGAGAAGCGGGCACUUGACACGUAUUGCACUCUGUGA
This is a messenger RNA of Purpureocillium takamizusanense, 996 nucleotides long. RefSeq lists its product as uncharacterized. The record is from RefSeq and is a predicted model, not a curated record. The coding region runs from base 1 to 996 and encodes 331 amino acids. Lineage: Eukaryota; Fungi; Ascomycota; Sordariomycetes; Hypocreales; Ophiocordycipitaceae. The transcript has a single exon.